Messenger RNA from Xiphophorus couchianus (Monterrey platyfish), 1425 nucleotides. It is a transcript of the gene insm1a, whose product is annotated as insulinoma-associated 1a. Gene Ontology annotation, cellular component: transcription repressor complex; nucleus. Gene Ontology annotation, molecular function: DNA-binding transcription repressor activity, RNA polymerase II-specific; RNA polymerase II cis-regulatory region sequence-specific DNA binding. Gene Ontology annotation, biological process: neuron differentiation; regulation of cell cycle process; negative regulation of transcription by RNA polymerase II. The record is from RefSeq and is a predicted model, not a curated record. NCBI's taxonomy places the organism in Eukaryota, Metazoa, Chordata, Actinopteri, Cyprinodontiformes, Poeciliidae.
GAGCGGAGUGGCUCCUGAUUGGUGGAGGCGCAGGCCGGCGCGGUGUCAUCCUGUGGUUUUAAAGCGGAGUGUUGUUGUUGUGAGAGGAGACUGGAUCAGAACCACGCGGUGGAUGUUCGGCUUUACGCGCAGCUCCGCGUGGAUUUGUUUCGCCCCCCGCAGAGCCUCCCCGUCCGGACCGAACAUGCCCAGAGGCUUCCUGGUGAAGCGGAGCCGGAAGCCUGCCGCGGCGUCCUACCGGGUCCGCUCCGGGGAGGAGGACGCGCGGGGAGCCGCCGCCGAUGCGCCGCCGCCGCAGCAGCAGCGUUUCUCCAUCCCGAAGCUCGAGCACACCUGCAAGGCGGCGGCCGCUGCUCCGGAACCGGACCCCACCGCCAAGCCGGUGCAGUUCGGUAACCCGGAGACGGUGUACCGGGUUCUGUACAGCCCGACCCGGCCCGUCAGCCGGGACCAUGAGGGCUCCCCGGAGCGGCGCUGUAGCCUCGGAUCCCCGGCCUCAGCGGAGUCCUUCCCCGCAUUGGAGCACCUGUUCGGCCCGGCGGACCUGAGGGCCAGCGCGGCGGCCGCCGGGGCGCUCCAUGCCGCGGGCGCAAAGCAGCCGACGGGCGACGCAGAACGCCGGGGCAAAGCUGCCAGCAAGAGGACCAAAGCCAUCCGGAAGCUGCACUUUGAGGAUGACGUCACCACGUCCCCGGUCCUGGGACUCAAGAUCAAAGAGGCUCCGGUGGAGCCGAGGCCGGCGGAGGGAGAGCCCCCCCCGCCGGGGGUGCUGGUGUGCCAGCUGUGCCGGGAAGCCUACCCGGACCCGUUCUCCCUGGCGCAGCACCGCUGCUCCAGGAUCGUCCGGGUCGAGUACCGCUGCCCCGACUGCGACAAGGUGUUCAGCUGCCCGGCCAACCUGGCCUCCCACCGCCGCUGGCACAAACCCAAGCCGCACGGCGAGUCGCCCGCGCCCUCCAAAGACAGCAGCGACCGGGACUCCUCCAGCCCCGAACCGUCCGAGUCCGGUUCCGAGGACGGGCUGUACGACUGCCCGCGGUGCGGGAAGCGCUUCAAGCGCCAAGCGUACCUGCGGAAGCACCUGGCGGCUCACCGGGCCCACGCGUGUCCGGUGUGCGGGGAGCGCUUCAGCAGCAGCGGGGGCAGAGAGCGCCACCUGCGGCUGCUGCACUCCGCCCAGGUGUUCCCCUGCCAGCACUGCCCCGCCCUGCUGCACAGUUCGCCGGGACUCACCCGACACGUCAACAAGUGCCACCCGUCCGAGAGCCGCCAGGUGAUCCUGCUGCAGGUGCCGCUGCGCCCCGCCUGCUGAGGCUCCGGUCCGGUUCGGUCCGGUCCGGAUGGGACCACACCGGAAGUGAUCCCAGAACAUUUUCCCAGUUUGUCCUGGAAGUUUCUGCCUUGCUCAAGGACACUUCGUCUCAG